Molecule: messenger RNA, 405 nt
Organism: Python bivittatus (Burmese python)
Lineage: Eukaryota; Metazoa; Chordata; Lepidosauria; Squamata; Pythonidae
Source: RefSeq, a predicted model, not a curated record
UUUUCAUUUUUACAAUUUGCUUUAUUACAAAUUAAACUAAUUUGUCUUGCCUCAGGUAUAAAAGUUGGGGAAACUACACCUGAUAACCUCUUCACUGUGACUGAAGUUGAAUGCUUAGGAGCUUGUGUAAAUGCACCAAUGGUACAAAUAAAUGACAACUAUUAUGAAGAUCUGACAACAAAAGACAUUGAAGACAUAAUUGAUGAACUGAAAGGUGGAAAAGUUCCAAAACCUGGACCAAGAAGUGGACGUUUCUCUUGUGAGCCAUCUGGUGGUCUGACUUCUCUGACAGAGCCACCCAAGGGAUCUGGCUUUGGAGUUCGAGCAGAUCUUUAAAACUGUUGUUCUAAGUGUAAGAAAUUGUUGAGAAAAUAAAUUGUAAAAUAUGGACAGAUGGAAACUCAA